Messenger RNA from Homalodisca vitripennis (glassy-winged sharpshooter), 4935 nucleotides. RefSeq lists its product as uncharacterized. The transcript is spliced from 11 exons. Bases 101 to 2188 code for a protein of 695 amino acids. Gene Ontology annotation, molecular function: long-chain-alcohol O-fatty-acyltransferase activity; diacylglycerol O-acyltransferase activity. Lineage: Eukaryota; Metazoa; Arthropoda; Insecta; Hemiptera; Cicadellidae. The record is from RefSeq and is a predicted model, not a curated record. Gene Ontology annotation, biological process: triglyceride biosynthetic process. Gene Ontology annotation, cellular component: plasma membrane.
CAGUGCUCACUGCUCAGUAGGGAUACGUGCCGCUGACUGUGUGAACAGUUAGGUCCGGAGCAAAGUGGUGUUUGCGGACUUUGUUCAGGGAUGUGAAGACAUGGCAGAUUCCACAUCUCUUUCCCACACUGAGGCGUAUCAGGAUAGCAGGAUGCAGACGCAGCGGGACUGGCCCCAAAUGUCAACCAAAGCCAGGAAGACUCUAGUAGAACUCAAGCAACGGUACAAUGUGUUCAGUGCCUUCUAUACUGGUGCUGCCUUCCUAAUCACUGUUGCUUCUCUUCCAGCCUUGUUACUGCUCUAUGUGGCUGUCUCAAUCUCCAGACUUUUCUGGCUGCGACUGCUCGAACAAUUCCACCCUGAACUCGAGUUUGUCCGAUCAACUUCCGUGCGGACAACUGUGGACACUGUCCGCAACCAGGGGAUCAUCACUGUUGUACUUCAGGUCAAGGGGCAAUGUGACAUACACCUGUUUCGUACAAGACUCCAGACAGAUAUGUUGGAUCGGAGGAAGAAUGGUAAACUUGCCUUUCCUCAUCUGCGAACCAAACUGACUAGUCUCUGGGGUUGGUAUGCCUGGAUGCGGAGUUCAGAUACGCACUUCAACAUCAAUAACCAUGUCACCAUCACCCAGCCUGUUUACACCAGUGGUUUCAGAGAGGACAUCAAUUGUCAGAAAUUCAUAAGUGAGAUGGUGUCUAAGUACAUAUGUCCGGACCACCCGCCGUGGCACAUACUUGUCAUACCAUCCACGGACAAGUUCUAUUUGCUGAUCCGUCUCCACCACCUGUACCUGACUGAGGAGAAACUUGGACUGGGAGAUUUGUUGCUUCUGGAGCCUUACAUGCCCGUCUGGUCAGAGGAAGCAGAGGAGUACAUGGAACAGGAGCAGUUAUUGGCUGGUACAUUCAAGACUCCAGUUGCCAUACCUCAAGUAUACCAGCACAUAUGCGAGUCCCUAUCAAACUCCUGGAAUGAGCUGGUAUCUAUUUACGAUCCACUUGAAAAUCCCAAGGUCACUUGUAAUCGUCCUUCUCUCAAGAGCUUCGCUGUGCUGGUCGCCAUUGUAGUCGUCUCCACUGUCAGGAUCUACUUCCGCAGUGAGAACGGGAACCUUAACUCGAUAUUGCGGCGGGAAAUGGAACGACGAAGGUUGACAACACGGCUGUUCUGGCGCAGUCUUCUGCUGACGUUCCACCCAGUUGUGGUGGCGCACGCAAUGCUCCGAUGGGCGUGGUGGCUUGUUGUGACUUGCUCACUCCAGCUGUUCCGUAUGGUCCUCAGUGUGCCAGUUUACCUUUACUGGCUGGUGCUAGGCUAUCACGUGCUGCGAGAGCUGUGGUACCUUGCCAAGGUCACUUUUGUUGGCCCUAAGGUGAUACUUCAGGAACUUCUUAAACCUGGGGACUCCCACCACCUUCAGACUGUCUCCCUGUGUGGUCGCAAGGCUGUCAGUUGGUCCGACCCUGUGCCACUAGAGUAUAUCCACCGUGUGCAUCUUGCCACGGGAGCAUCCACUUGCGAGAUUCUCUUGGCCGCCGUUUCUGCCAGCCUGCGUGACUAUUUCAGAUAUCUUGGUUUUAAGGUACCUCAAUCUGUGAUGACAACGGCACGUUUCGUCCCGCAAGAGAAGCUUCUGGCACAAUCGGCAGGUUCGGUCUCACGUGACAGUGGAUUGUUAUGUCUCGACCUGCCGUUGUGGGUGCCAGAUGAGCCAUUAGAAAACUUAGGCAUUGUCCAGUCGGCCUUACACCGUGCCAGGAACCACCAAGCCCCUCUCUACCUGGCAUCACUCUUCGGACUGGACCACUCAGUCAUACCAAGAAUAUUACCGUCCGUCCUGGCACGUAUCGUACUCAACAUGCUCUCACGACGAUAUGCGGUCACCAUUACACAGGUGGAUGGAUCGUACCAAGAGAAGAAACGGAGAAGGUUACUAUGGGGCCAGGAGGUGGAGAGUAUCAUGUACUGGCGCCCUCCCCAGGCCAACAUCAGCCUCUCCCUGACUCUGAUGACGUACGGUGACUUGGUACGACUAGGAGUCAUGUCAGAUACUCAGAUCUCACCACAGCACUCUGUCAUUAGCUACAACUUCGACAAACACAUCGCACAGUUGGCAACACUAGCAGGAGUCCAUCGCAGACCUUCACGCACUUCUGCCCCAGCAUCCUCUUCAUCCUCGGACUAGACACUAUUUUAAAUAUUAUUUGUUUCAAUCUCUUUAUGUGAUAAAAUGUCUUUUAAAUUAUUAAUAUACAUUACUUUGGUUUGUUUUUUAUACUAAUUUUUAUUUAAGAUUUAUCUUGUGGUAAAGAUAAUAUAGGAUUGUUAUGAGAGAUGUUAAAAUCUAUAACAGUUAUUUACAACAUUAUAUAUAAAAUGUUUAUAUGAAUAUUGAAAUGUUUAAAACAGUUUAUCUUCAAAUCCAAGUGUAUUAAUAAAACUAGGAUCUACAUUUUUAAUACACAUAUUUUUAAAACUUCUAGAAUCGAAAUUGAAUAGGUCAUUUUAUCCCCUCCCUCAAUGGCUGUGGAGUGGUCUAAAUCUCUGUGCCAGUUUCUUUAUUCUACCUCUCUUGCCAUGGUUCCAAAAAAGAAAGUUAUAAAGCCAUUAAAAACCUUGUAACUCCCCAUAGUCACAAAUUGAACUGAAAAAUCCUUAUUGUUACAGGCAACCUUAGGAUCACACGGCUAUCUUACACUUAACUUACAUUUAUUAAAAAUAAAUAAAGUAGGAAAUAAACUUAACAAGCGCUGCAAUUUUUUAACAUAACAUUAAUAAAACAAGUGCUUGCCGGCAAGAUAUAGACUUGUCACCAUCAAAAACAAGCUUCUGAAGCUGAUGGUAGACUUAUUUUCUCUAAAAAAGUGUACUAUAUGUUUUUGUAAAUUACAGAAAUAAAUCUUAUUUGAUCUUUCAGUCAAUAACUGACCUCUAGAGGUAAAACCGAUCCCAAACAUUCUCUCCAUAUGGAUAAUACUGAUUAGAUCAGAUAAAGACAAUUAUAUUUAAGAAUUACAGGCACUGUUUGAUUUAGUGGUAAACAAUUUAAUAAUUUUGAAAUUCCAAAUAACUAAUGAAUUUCUUCUUUUUCAGAAAAAUAACACGAUUCAAUCUGCAUUUUACCAAGUAAAGUUAGACUACUUUGUCCCUUCUUAUAAUUGACUUCAACAUGAUCAGUGUACAUUGAUAUUAAUUCAGAUUUAAUAGAUUAAAAAUUUUGAAACAGUUUUUUUCUCUGCAAGUACCCAUAUACAAUAAAAUAUAUUUAAUUCUCAGAAUCAAAGUAAUUUAAAGUAAGAAACAGUAUAAUAAGAAACAUGCAAAAAUAACAAAUAUUUACAUGAUAAUUAAAAUUGUGAAAAUUUGAAAGAAAUAACUAGAAUCAUAUCAUUGAAAGUAUGUGUUAUAUGAUUUUGUGUAUCAAAUCUAACAAUAUUCUUUAAAAAUCAUGUUUUAAAAUAAAUACAAACCAAUGAAGUGCCAAAGUCCAGAACUGAAGGACAUGAGAGUAUUAGAUUUAGUUGUCAGUACAUAUAAAUGUAAAUUUGAUUUUUAUUUGGCUAAAUAUAACGGUGCAAUCAUCUAAAAUGCCAAUAUAGCUAUGAAGGACAAAAAUCUUAAAUAGUGGUAAUGAAUGCCUGAAAUUUAAAGUUACAUAAUGUCACAAAUUUCAGUUUUGCUAUAUACAGCAGUACGAUACAAACCCAGGCACAUAGAGUAGGAAAUAACUACACUUCCACAAAUUUGACUUUCACUCAUUUAAACAUAAACAUUUUGUUAACAUAUUAGCUAUAUGAGAUGGAGUUUUAAGACAAAAGGUUUUUCAGUUAGAUACCCAUUGAGCACUCUAUUUUCUUUAUCUUCGUUUUGAAUAUACCUGUAUUUCAGGUAUGAGGUAUGAUCUUAAUGGGGAGAGAGUGACAAAUAAUAGAAAUUUGAUAUGACUUGUCUUAAAACACGUAUGUAAAUAAUAACAAUAUAUUGGUACAGACCAAUGUAGGACAAAGAAUUAAAUAUUUUUAAGUUCAAGACGCUUGAAACAGUUUUUAAGGAAAAGGUGCAGUUUGAUAAAUAAAUGAAAUAUUGAAGACUCUUGGAGCAAUUGGAAAAGCUUAUUAAUCUAAAAAAAAAAGCUAAAAGGUUAUUGAUGAAUACUACUAAAUGUAAAUAAUACAAUACUUUACCAAAUUAUUUAUUUUUUGGACAAGGCCUUUAUAGAAAUAUUUUCUAUAAAGCUAUAAUUAGCUGACCUUUAACAAAAACUAUCACUUGAGAUGGUAUACAAAUUUCAUUUCUGUCUGUCUGUCCACAUGAUACCUUGAUAACAAAAUAACUUUCUUUUCAAUAUUGUGACAAGGGACGAGUCAUGGCUGCACCAUUAUGAUCCAGAAGAGUAAAGACAAAGCACUGAAUAUCGAAAUUUGAGUUCUCCUACGACGAAAAAGUUCAAAACACUUGCAUCCGCAAAAAAAAAAAACUCCUUUUGACUGUGUUUUGGGAUGCUCAUUGAGUUUAUAUGACCGAUUAUCUAGAACAAGGUGCGAAGGUAAAUUCAUCUCAAUACAUAGAGACUCUAAAACACCUACAACGUCGAGUUUGAUGUGUUAGAGGCAGCCCCAAGCCAAUAAUCUUACACUUCAUGCACAACUGAAGAAGCAAUGAGAAAGCUGAAGUUUGAACCAAUUCCACACCCUCCCUAUUCUCCCGAUCUAGCCCCCUGUGAUUUUUAUUUUUCCCUCUACUCAAGAAAGAUCUCAAGGGUACUUAUUACACUUCAGACGAUGCAGUGAAAGCAGCUAUUGCGUCCUGGAUUCAAGAAAAAUCUGAAGAAUUUUUCAGUGAUGGAAAUAAAAAACUUUGAGAGUUACACGUUGGGAGAAAUGUGUUAAUGGUGACUAUGUUGAAAAAUAAAUGAAUGACUGUGAAGCUUAA